This is a messenger RNA of Staurois parvus, 549 nucleotides long. NCBI's taxonomy places the organism in Eukaryota, Metazoa, Chordata, Amphibia, Anura, Ranidae. The record is from the annotation of a GenBank genome assembly.
AAUCCGCAGAAGUGGGAGCAGUCUCUGGUCAUCCCCUGCACUGUCUGCAGUCUCUGGUCAUCUGUACUGUGUCCCUGGUAUUUUCCCUGUACUGCGUCCGCAGUCUCUGGUCAUCUCCUGUACUGCGUCCGCAGUCUCUGGUCAUCUCCUGUACUGCGUCCGCAGUCUCUGGUCAUCUCCUGUACUGCGUCCGCAGUCUCUGGUCAUCUCCUGUACUGCGUCCGCAGUCUCUGGUCAUCCCUGUACUGCGUCCGCAGUCUCUGGUCAUCCCCUGUACUGCGUCCGCAGUCUCUGGUCAUCCCUGUACUGCGUCCGCAGUCUCUGGUCAUCCCCUGUACUGCGUCCGCAGUCUCUGGUCAUCCCCUGUACUGCGUCCGCAGUCUCUGGUCAUCUCCUGUACUGCGUCCGCAGUCUCUGGUCAUCUCCUGUACUGCGUCCGCAGUCUCUGGUCAUCCCCUGUACUGCGUCCGCAGUCUCUGGUCAUCCCUGUACUGCGUCCGCAGUCUCUGGUCAUCCCUGUACUGCGUCCGCAGUCUCUGGUCAUCCCCU